Salvelinus sp. IW2-2015 is the source of this 4325-nucleotide messenger RNA. Its product is annotated as TSC22 domain family protein 2. NCBI's taxonomy places the organism in Eukaryota, Metazoa, Chordata, Actinopteri, Salmoniformes, Salmonidae. The record is from RefSeq and is a predicted model, not a curated record. Gene Ontology annotation, biological process: regulation of transcription by RNA polymerase II.
UCUUGUCGAGUGGUAGAGAAUGAGCAGAGCCAUACUUGAGCUAGCCUGCUAGUAAGUGAAUUUCAGUCACAGUAGGAGUUCUAAAGAGUGAGAGAACCCGAGGACGGGGAAGCUAAACUUUCUUCAAUUCCGGAAUUUAUGUCUACCGUAGGAGGAUAUAGAUUCCAUGUGACGAGUUGAAGAAGGAUAUGGACUUGUUUAUAUGAUGUCGUGCAGGCCGGUUCCUGUGUAGGGAGAGAACUAACGAUAGCUAUUUGGCUAGCUAGCUAGUUCGCUUUUAGCUACAUUAGCUAGCUAAAAGGGAGAGUGGUGAAAAACGGGGCCCGCCAGUCAGGCUGAAGUAUCGGCAGCAGCCGGUGACCAGUAACUGCGACAGCGGCCUGCUGGCAAAUCCGGGGCCGUAAAAAUACCUCACACGGGAGGCCAGGUCUGGAAGAACCGGAGGAGAGGAGACGGUGGUAUCGGGAGACUUGUCACAUUUCGUGCUGACGGAGACUAGCUAGUUAGUUACCUUGUCCGAGUUCAGAGGAAGUGUGCUUGUUCGUUUUUACACUCAGACACACUCUGCAACAGGAGAGGGGAGCAAGGAAGAUGUCGCAUACUUCUCUCGUUAUAAACUGUGCGUUCUUUAGAUAAAUUAGAAGACUAACUAAUUGAGCUCCUACUUAACACUUUAAUCUGGAAAUAGAGAGCUGGAGUGACUAACAAAAUAAACAUGUCAAAAAUGCCAGCAAAGAAGAAGAGCUGUUUUCAAAUCACAAGUGUGACACAGGCUCAGGUGGCGGCCAGUAGCAUCACGGAUGACACCGAGAGUCUGGACGACCCUGACGAAUCCAGAACCGAGGAUGUGUCAUCAGAAAUAUUCGACUUGUCCCGGGCCGACAUUGACACGGGGGUAUGUGACAGAAGUUCAUCCGAGGAAACCUUAAACAACGUAGUGGAACUGGAGGCUGCUGUCAUGGCGUUACAUUUACAUCAAGAGCAAGAGGCUGCAACAGGUCAUUUUAACGGGGGGCACGCUUUUAGAAGUACAGGCAGAAGUCAUGUCAAUCAACACCUUUUAGGGGGUAGUGUGCCUGUACCAGCCGCGAGUAAGCCCUCCAUUCCAACCUUGGCCACUCAGCAGCCGACAACAGUCAAUGCUGUCCCUGCUGUGAAUGUCUCCCCAACAAGUGUGUCUCAAACGCCCCCAACUGCGCCUAGCACUACAACCACUGUAAGCUAUAGUUCACGUUUCAGGGUCAUUAAACUUGACCAUGGUACAGGGGAGCCCUUCAGACGGGGCAGAUGGACAUGUACAGAGUUCUAUGAGAGAGAUUCUGAGGGCUCUGGCAUGAGCAGGACUGUGGAUAGCAUAAAGCACACUGUCACCCUUGACCACAAUGCAGACCGGGACACUGGGCUUGGGGCCACAGGAGACUAUGUGGUUGCUUCUAGUACCCUGUCCACACAGGCUCAAGAGUCCACAGGUGAUAGUGGCUACUCCACUAUCCACCAUGGCCAUCCUCCGGAGCCUCAGCAGCAAGGCUACUGCCUAGCGCCUGAAAUAGGGAACGGGGGGAGUGCCUUCCAGCCCAUGGGUUACUCAGCAGUUGUAUCCCAGGCCCAGGUCAACGUUCAGCCCUCUGUCCCCCAAACACUUCACCCUACUGGCCUCAACGGGGUGCCCCAAGGCGGCAUGCUGAAAAAAUAUCCUCUUAUGCCUCUUGCCACGCAGGCCCAGCAGUUUGCCUACUCUGCUCAUCCCUCUGGAACGCUCCCCAGUCAGCUGGACCUUCACCAGCCUCAGAGCUCCAGCACUCAAACCCUCCCUAUGGCCUCCCUCUCUGUGGGUCCUCCUGCGAGCCAGGGCCCCUCGCCUGUCAUCACCCCAGCCGGCCCCAGUGCUCAGGUGCAGGGGUUGUUGGCUCAGGCCGGGGAGCUGACUGGGUCUCUGCACAGCGGUCCAUCACCGAUAGCCCCUCGCCUGCCCGGGGGUGCCAUACAGCACCCUGUGAGUCAGCCCCUGCCUUCAGGUGGAGUGGGCAGUGUCCUCGUACCUUCCACAGCCUCCAUUGUCCAGAACGUGCCUGCCACAGUGCCCAGCGCCACCAACACCCCCCCAGGCCCAGGAGGACUCUCCCAGGCCCAGGUAGUUUGCAGUGGGGCCACGGCGGGAUCUGCUGGGCAGGGCCUUCCCGCAGCCAGCCAAGAGGAUGACAGCCGCAGGAGGUCGGACAACCUUCCUCAGCCCUACGCCACCCUGGGAAAAGAUUUCAUGAGGCCUUUCAUCCCAGAGAGCCUGCAGCUGGCCAAUCCCACCGUCAACAGUCUGUUCGGGAUAGCCAUUCCCAUGGAUGGGGAUGAGGAUGGUGCUUCCGGAGCCAGUGUUGUUGCCAUCGAUAACAAGAUAGAGCAAGCAAUGGAUCUAGUGAAGAGCCACCUGAUGUACGCAGUGCGGGAGGAGGUGGAGGUGCUGAAGGAGCAGAUCAAGGAGCUGUACGAGAGGAACUCUCAGCUUGAGCAGGAGAACGCCGUGCUCAAGUCCCUGGCCAACAUGGACCAGCUCACCCAGCUGUCGUCCACCCAAAUCAGCCCUGCCGGCAGCACCUCCCCGUCUCAGCAGCUACCCUCCACCAAUAACACCAAUACCAACACCCCCCUGGAGGGUGAAACCCAGGCUUUCAGCCUGCCACAGCAGCCCAACGUCACCUCUGUGUGAUCCCAUGCCCUCGUAAUACACCUCCCCGACAUACGGGAGGAGGAGACCCCAAAAAACAACCAACCCCUGCCUCUCCCGCCGCCUUGCAACAUAAAAAAAGAGCUCAGAACUGCAUUUGAUUUGUUUUUUUAGAGGCAAAAAUAACAAGCAAAAUCAGCUUUUGUUUGCCACCCUUGUCUUCGACUCGUGUGAAGAGCCAUGCUUCAUUUUGCGUGCUGCUGCUGUCGUCGGGCCUUCCCAGUAUUAGACAAUCAUCAUCCUGUGAUAGCAUUCUUUUGGCCGGGUGUCCCGCUGUAAGUCUAUGGGGAGCUGGCCAAGGGAGGAGUGCGGUGCAGGGCCACGGGGGGUAAGAGGCAAUCCGGCGCAUGGGGGCGGUAGUGGAGGUGGUCAAAGAGGCCGAAAAACGUGGGGGGGAUCCUACGUCCUGGGAGGCCCUUGACUGUUCUAUCCCUCACGCCACAAUGGGUUGUUGGUAGAAAGUGGAAAAGAACGGGGGAAUGAGAACGACAAAUAGAGACUGAGGUGGAGGAAAGGAUUCCCCCCACCAUAGGAAGAAUGUGUCUCACGCCGUGAGAAGACCAAAACUAGUUCUCCCAGAGCCACCACACUUUGACACAAAUCAAAAAAUACCUUCAUUAGUUCAGUUUUAAUGUUUGCAUUUAUUUAUUUCAGGGAUACUAUUUUCAUAAUGUAAAUGAACAAUGUCACAGAAAUACAUGUUAUUAAAAAAAAACUAGUUUCUCUUUUUGUUUCUGGUAUGUUAGAUUAUCUGUCAGGCAGUCAAUUGGUAGUCUAAUGCAAAAAGUAGUUCCGUAAAUGCAAUAGGUUCUUUUAAAAAGGCAAUUCCCAUGGCAUAGCACCGCUAACACUAAAGGCAGUUAACUUCAUUAAAUUAAUCCAGGUUGAAUGUACAUUUUGUAAAGAGUAAAGUAUUAAAAGCAUAGAGGGAUUGUACAGGUGAACGCCAGUUUAUUGAGAUAUGAAUCGCUGGUAGUUAUAUUUUGAUAAACUUUUGCUGUAGUUUUUUUGUUGCCAAAAUUGAAAGACAAUUGCCAUACUUUCCCCAACGUUUUAAAAAUUCUAUUGCACAUAUUUACUUUCUGGGCUGGGGGUAAAAAAGCUGUGAAAUUGUUCAACCUACUUUGUAACCAAAGACUCAAAGCUGUGUAAUUAUUUAAUUUUUAAUGCACACAUUCUUUUUAUUUUUUACUUCCUAGUUUUUUUGUUUCUGUUUAGCAUGUUCUGCAUGAUCUAUAAUUAAACCACUUUCUUACCUCAUCUUUUUAUUUAGCACUCUUAUUGUAACGUAAAGUUAGUCUGCUCUGUCCUUUACCCAUCGUUUACAAAGAGCUGCCAGUUAGAACGAGAGAGGAAGGAGAACGGAAUGGAAAGAGAGGGGGCGAGAAUGAGGGAUUAAGAGGAAGGGAGAGUCAGAAGCACACACUAGCAGAAAAUGAAGUUUGAGCCAUCUUUUUGUUUAUGUAAAUGUUUGUUUUGAAUUUCAUAUGCAGACCAAAAAAGUUUUGUUAAAUUGCAAAUGUUACUGUAUUUAAAGGCCCAGUGCAGUCAAAAACGUGACUUUACAUUUCCACACUGAGGUUGGAAUAAUACUGUGAAAAUUAUA